Molecule: messenger RNA, 3761 nt
Organism: Leucoraja erinaceus (little skate)
Lineage: Eukaryota; Metazoa; Chordata; Chondrichthyes; Rajiformes; Rajidae
Product: gastrula zinc finger protein XlCGF28.1-like
Exons: 2
Coding region: 234-1439 (401 amino acids)
Biological process (GO): negative regulation of transcription by RNA polymerase II
Molecular function (GO): DNA-binding transcription repressor activity, RNA polymerase II-specific
Source: RefSeq, a predicted model, not a curated record
GUCCGCUGUCGUGACGUCAUUUCCGGGUUGCAGUCGGGUCCGCAUCUGUGUCUGUCCGUCUCCGGGGCAACGGGCGGGUGAUCCGGUUUAGGAGCUGUUGCUGUGGACGGAGAGACGGGAACGUUAGCGGCCAUUGAGGGUGGCCAGGGUGCUGGUGAGCCACCUCCCCCCCCCCCCCCCCCCCCCCCCCCCCCCCCCCCUCCCCAUCUGCUCGGUGUCCGGGCUGAGCUUCAAUGGAGGACAACAUGACGAGGCAGGAGAAGCGGUAUGAGUGCGACGUGUGUGGCAAGGCCUGGCAGUCCCCGAGCCAUCUAGAGAUCCACCGGCGGGUGCACACGGGGGAACGCCCCUUUGACUGCUCCGACUGCGGCAAGCGCUUUACCAAGUUUUCGGGGCUGCAGGUGCACGGGCGGGUGCACACGGGAGAACGCCCCUUUGAAUGCUCCGACUGUGGAAAGAGCUUCAAGUCGGCGCAGGGAUUGAAGAUACACUGGCGGGUGCACACGGGCGAGAAGCCCUAUGGUUGCUCCACCUGCGGCGAGAGCUUUGCCCGGUUGUCGGGGCUGCAGGGGCACCAGCACGUGCACACGGGCGAGAAGCCCUAUGGUUGCUCCACCUGCAGCAAGACCUUUACCAGGUUAUCGGUGCUGCAGGUGCACCAGCGGGUGCACACGGGAGAACGCCCCUUUGAAUGCUGCGACUGCGGCAAAAGCUUCAAGACGGCUCAGGAACUGAAGAUACACCGGCGGGUGCACACCGGUGAGAAGCCCUAUGGUUGCUCCACCUGCGGGAAGAGCUUUGCCCAUUUGUUGGGUCUGCAGGAGCACCGGUGGAUACACAUGGGCGAUAAGCCCUAUGGCUGCUCCACCUGUGGCAAGAGCUUUGCCCGGUUGUCGGGGCUGCGGGAGCACCGGCGGGUGCACAGCAGCGAGCGGCCCUUCUCCUGCUCCGACUGCGGCAAAGGCUUUAAGUCGUGCACGCACCUGAAGUUGCACAGGCGCCUGCACACCGGGGAGCGGCCCUACACCUGCAGUGACUGCGGCAAGGGCUUCACCUGCUCCAGCAACCUGGUGUCCCACCAGCACACCCACACCGGGGAGCGCCCCUUCAUCUGCAGCGACUGCGGAAAGGGCUUCACCUGCUCUACCAACCUGCUGUCCCACCAGUUGGUGCACGACAGCGACCGUCCCUUCCCCAGCCCGGUGGGUGGAGUGCGAUUUUCCAUGGCCUCCCAUGCCUUGUCUCACCAGCGCGUGCACACCAGUGGCCAGCCCUAUGACUGCCCGUACUGCGGUGAGUCGUUUGACAUCUCGCGAGGGUUGCGGCAGCAUCGGCGGGCUCACGCCGGCGAGCAGCUGCUCCCACUGCGGCAAGAGUUUCAAAAGAGCACGGGGGCUGCGGGAGAACCAGCGGAUACACACCAGAGAGAGACCCUUUGAGUGCACUGAAUGUGGCGAGGGUUUCACCCGCAUGUCCAGCCUGUGGCAGCACCAGUGUGCCCACAGCGGUGAGCGUCCCUUCUCCUGCCCGUCCUGUGGUAACGGUUUCACCCGCCUUGACAACAUGCUGGAGCUCCGGAGAGUCCACACCGGUCAGCGCCCCUUCAACUGCCCGCUCUGUGGCAAGGCCUUUACCCGCUCCUCCAGCCUGCUGGCACACCGCGACGUGAAUAGGCACUGUUUAGGUAGACACAAAAUUCUGGAAGGAAUGGGUGAUGGUUUCAGGUCGAGACCCUCUUCAGUCUUGACCCUAAACAUCACCAAUUCCUUCUCUCACGAGAUGCUGCCUGUCCCGCUGAGUUACUGCAGCAUUCUGUGUCCUUUUUUGAAAACCAGCAUCUGCAGUUGCUUGUUUUUAGACCAUUCUGGUUAACCAUCUCUGCACCUUCCCCAAAGCCUCCACAUCAGUCCUGUAAUGGAGUGACCAUAACUGUACGCAAUACUCCAAAUGGUCCCUGACCAAUGUCUCUUAAAUUCCUCUCUCUUUAUCUCACGUGCUUUUAUCUUUUUAUUUUCUCUCGCCUGUCACUACACUCACCUGCCAAUCACCCCCUCAUCUGUUAACAUCGUGUCAGUCUGAAGAAGGGUCCCGACCCUAUCCAUGUUCUCCACAGAUGUUGCCUGACCCGCUGAGUUACUCCAGCACUGUGUGAAACGUCACCCAUCCAUGUUCUCCACAGAUGUUGCGUAACCGCUAAGUUACUGCAGCACUUCGUGUUCGAGUCAUACAUUGCGGAUACAGGCCCUUCCGCCCAACUAGCCCACAACUACCAACAUGUCCCAGCUACAGUAAUUCCACCUGCCUGCGUUUGCUCCAUUUUCCUCCAGACUUUUACUAUCCAUGCACCUGUCUAACUGUGUCUUAAACGUUGAGGCAGUCCCAGCCUCGACUACCUCCUCUGGCAGCUCGUUCCAUACACCCACCACCCUUUGUGUAAAAAGUUACAUGUCAGAUUCCUAUUAAAUCUUUUCCCCUUCACCUUGAACCCAUGUCCUCUGGUCCUCGAUUCCCCCACUGUGGGCGACAGAUUCUGUGCAUUUAACUAAAUUGUGUUCUAUGCAAGACUCCAGUAUCUGCAGUUUCUUGUGUCUCCUUCACGUACAGUGGCUUGCAAAAGUUUUCAUAGCCCUUGAACGUUACCACAUUUUGUCACGUUACAGCCACAAACGUAAAUGUAUUUUAUCGGGAUGUUAUGUGAUAGCCAACACAAAGUGGCGCAUAAUUGUGAAGUGGAAGGAAAAUGAUACAUGGUUUUCAAAUUUUUUACAAAUAAAAUAACUGAAAAGUGUGGCGUGCAAAAGUAUUCAGCCCCCCUUUGUAGAACCACCUUUCGCUGCAAUUACAGCUGCAAGUCUUUUGGGGUGUCUCUACCAACUUUGCACAUCUAGAGUCUGAAAUAUUUGCCCAUUCUUCUUUGCAAAAUAGCUCAAACUCAGUCAGAUUGGAUGGAGAGCGUCUCCAAUAUUACUGAUCUAGCAGCCCAUAUCAAGAAGGAGAUAGCUGAGAUCCAAGGUGAUGGGGAAAGUCUGGUUGGUGAUCAUGACCAGGGGAUGUGGAGUUGGUUUAAUGGAUGGGGCUCCUUUUGGGGGUCUUGUGUGGCAUUAUGGGAUUAUUAUUGUGAUAAUUAUAAUCGUUGCUGUAUUGCUUUACUGCCUGGCACCAUGUAUUCACCAAUGGCUGUCGUCUUGCUGCAUUAUUUGAUAGAUUGAUUUAUACAAUCAAAAGGGGGGAAUGUGAGAGUUAGUGCAGUUACUCCAUCUUAUUUAGCUUAUGUAGUUAUAUUUGCUAUUAACUUCCAUUUUGUGUACAGCAUGCUGGUAACGGGUUAAAAUGUUGGUCAAUUCAGAAUGCUGCAAAAGCCUGUGAAUACUGAGCACAAAGCUUGCAGUUAAAUGACCUUCACUUUCUCAAUGAGAAUAGAGAUAAGGGAUGUUCCCGGGCGUCUAGAACUCCUACACUGUUACCAGCAAGCUGUAAGAAGAACAAUAGACCUGUUCUUACCUUUGCAGCUGUACUAUUUCCCAAACUAAUAGAUAUACUUUGUUUCUUUCCCAAUGUAAGUGAGGGGACCCAUUGUGUUUAACUGAAGCCUCUUUGUUAUUAACCAUGUGCUUAUGGCUGUUGUAUUAGUAUAAAGAUGUGUGUAAUCCUCUGUAUCGCCAGUCAGAACAGCGCCAGCCUUUGGCGUGGACGCUUUGUGCACAUCUCUGGUUGUAUUUUCUAUUUCACCUUGGUGACCCAGUAAAGGCUAUUUGCAAAGA